Messenger RNA from Pestalotiopsis fici W106-1, 2046 nucleotides. RefSeq lists its product as uncharacterized. The coding region runs from base 1 to 2046 and encodes 681 amino acids. Gene Ontology annotation, biological process: cytoskeleton-dependent cytokinesis. The transcript has 3 exons. Lineage: Eukaryota; Fungi; Ascomycota; Sordariomycetes; Amphisphaeriales; Sporocadaceae. Gene Ontology annotation, molecular function: GTP binding; GTPase activity; molecular adaptor activity. The record is from RefSeq and is a predicted model, not a curated record. Gene Ontology annotation, cellular component: septin complex; cell division site; microtubule cytoskeleton.
AUGCGGCCUAUGCCUGGCGACAAUGCCUUUGUGCGUCGACGAUCAACCGAUCACGACGUGGAGUCUUCAGUCAACCUUGCGUCCACGAGCAGCAGUCAAAUGUCCUUCUUCCUUGCUGAUGAGUCCACUGUUGACUCUUACUUGGAUCAGCCCAGUGUCGCCGGCUCCCAGAUGAGAGAUCCCCGAAAGCCAGUAGUAGGCUCUGGCCAUGUCUUGGCUUGCGAGAGAGAUGAUUUGAGAUCAGAGCAGCCAAGAAGCGCUUCCAUACGACCUGAAAUGGACUCUGGCUCCAUGUAUUCCCCCUUAUCAACAGUAUCUCUACCUAGUCCGACCCCCGUGCCGGCAUCUUCAACGAAUCAACAUGCUCCCUUGUCGCGACCGAUAACUCCCAUAACCCUAGGCACGUCCGUCACUGGUUCGCUGCUAAGCGGGCCUUCUUCGAGACGAAACUCAUUUGUUGGCUCGAUAUCAGCAAACGCGAUCAGCUUUGAUGACGAUGAUCAUGUACUCGAGACGUCAACCGUUGACAUGGUUGAUAGCGGUAGUGCCCCCCAACUCGUCAUGCCAAGUAUCAAAAUGCCCAGCCGUCGCCCCUUCACUUCUACGGGCAAGAGCCUAGGCCGCCUAAAGGUUUUAUGUGCGGGAGCCUCCAAGACUGGCAAAACUUCUCUUCUAAAGUCUAUUGUGCAGACAUGUGAACACAUUGUUCAUGUCGAUCCAAUUGUCCCCCAAGCAGGGUCAAGAAGAUCAACCAAGGAGGCCAUGAGGCCACCACCGAGGCCAUCCCGAGGACGACAUUCGGAAACGACCGAAUCAAUCUAUGAGAUAUUCGCCAGCACAAAAUCAUAUCCUGAAUGGUGGGUUGAACUUGGCCACGCGAAUUCCAGUCAAAGGCGAAAGAGCCUGGGCGAUCAAGUUCUCGAUCGGAACAUAUGUUUUGUGGACACCCCUGGUUAUAGCCUAGGUGCAUCUGCAAUGGAAACCAUUGUACCCUGUAUCGAAUAUGUAGAAUCACACCUGAGUAAGGUAUAUUCGGACUCACUGAACGAGCUUGAACGGCUCAAUCUUCUUGGGGGCGAUGGAGGCUUGCAAGUCGAUGUUGUGCUUUACUUGAUACAACGCUACAUGACCCCAGUCGAUAUUGAGUACCUGAAGCGACUAUCAUCACUGACAAAUGUUAUUCCGCUCCUGGCUCAAUCGGACACCAUGAGUAUCGACGAGCAGAAUCUUUGCAAGCAGCAGAUACUGGGCCAGCUCCGCGAGGCUGAUAUAAGCUUCUUCAGCUUCACUACGGGCUCGGCACUGCAAACAGGCUCCAAUGCACCGACAGUUCCAUACGCUGUGUCGAGCGCAACCGGGUCUGACCUCGAUGUUAUGGAUGCCAGCCUUCUCAUGAGCCCUGACUACGUCCAGCCGUUAGCGCCUUCGGAGCUCAGCGUGCUGAUUAGCCAUAUGUUCAGCCUCAGUGGAUCUUCCUGGUUGAGGCAUUCAGCGGCAAAAAAAUACCUGCAGUGGCGUGAUGAAUCGGCUCCCUCAAGGCCUAGACAUCUCUACCAACCUCUGAGCCCCGGGACAGGGGCGCUUAUAGGCCGACCACCAUUAACACUAGCGCGGAUUACACAGCAUCGUGAUUAUGAUGUAAACAACGCCACCCGCCGAAUAGAGCUGGUGGACUGGGCAGCAGACCUCCAGAGGAGUCUUGCACAAGAGAGAGCACGACAGGAGAAUCUGGCAUGCCGUGAUCAUAGUACGUGGCCCAAUGAGUGUGUCGCAAGUGGAACCCUCGUCUCAGCGUGUCGGCGUAAUGCGCAAAGCCCCGUUCGCAGAAGAAGGAGGCAAGGAGGGGCAGCAAAGAGGACGAGCCGACACCAAGAUCCCCUUGGUUUGCUUCAGGUAUUGGCUGACCUCAAGAGCAAAGGCUGGAUCGCACUGGAGGUGCUUGGCAGUCUUGGGAUAUUAGGCGGGCUGGCUUAUUACCUGACGCAUCAGAACGAGCCUGCUCAAACGGCUGACGACUGGGCCAGGCUGUGGGGAUUUGAUAUAUGA